Dioscorea cayenensis subsp. rotundata (Guinea yam) is the source of this 1409-nucleotide messenger RNA. RefSeq names its product glucan endo-1,3-beta-glucosidase-like. Gene Ontology annotation, molecular function: hydrolase activity, hydrolyzing O-glycosyl compounds. The transcript has a single exon. Gene Ontology annotation, biological process: carbohydrate metabolic process. Gene Ontology annotation, cellular component: plasma membrane. The coding region runs from base 148 to 1179 and encodes 343 amino acids. Lineage: Eukaryota; Viridiplantae; Streptophyta; Magnoliopsida; Dioscoreales; Dioscoreaceae. The record is from RefSeq and is a predicted model, not a curated record.
GAACAUCAGAGGCCAUACAUCCCUUCCUCAUUCCUCAAUUGAAAACCACCACAAAAUCAUCAACACUCCCUCCCUCCUUAUAAAACUUCAAAAAUCAUCUCAAUAUCAAGCCUUAAAAAAAAAAAAACAUCACCACAGAACUAAACCAUGGCAAGGUCAUCACCCCUGCUCAUAACCUUCCUCACUGUCAUUGCUGCAACGACAUCGGUCACAGGAGACAAUAAAGUCGGCAUUUGUUUUGGCCGCAACUCUGAUGACCUCCCACCUCCUUUCGCUAUAGUCGAUAUCGUCAAAAACAACCAUAUUUCCAAAGUGCGGCUCUUCAACACCGACGCGCCUACCUUGCAAGCCUUCAAAGGGAGCGGGAUAGAGCUUAUGAUCGGUGUCCCGAAUGAGAACCUAACCUAUAUUGCCAAUGGAGGGGUAGAGGCCGCCGCCAAUUGGCUCAAAACAAACAUUUUCGAUAAUGUUCCGGCUAACCAAGUUAAUUAUAUUGCCGUUGGCAAUGAAGUCCUGUUAAGGGACACAUUCUAUGCUGAGAGUAUUGUCCCGGCAAUGAAAAAUUUACACCAAGCACUCAAGAACCAAAACCUCGACAAAAAGAUCAAGCUUUCAUCCCCACAAGCCUCAUCCGUAGUCGGAUCAUCAAGCCCGCCUUCCAGUGCGGCUUUCACAGAGGCCGCUUUACCAGUGAUCCGCCCCUUGUUGGCUUUCUUGAAAGAGACCGGAGCUCCGCUGAUGGUGAACACAUACCCCUAUUUCGCAUAUGCCAGUGACCCCAAAAACGUCCCUCUAAGCUUCACCCUCUUCAGCUCUGAUGCACCACCAGUGCAAGACAAUGGCAUCACCUACACCAAUAUGUUUGAAGCUUCGCUUGAUGCCUUUGUGGUGGCGAUGGAGAAGGAAGGAUACACUGAUAUCCCACUUACAGUGACUGAGACCGGGUGGCCAACAGCAGGAGGUGUAGGGGCAGAGCCAACGAAGGCAGGAGUCUACAACAAUAAUGUGAUAAUGCAAGCAUUGGCCGGAAAAGGCACACCUAAGCGGCCAAAAAUUCCGGUAGAGGUGUACUUGUUUGAUCUAUUAGAUGAGAACUUGAAGGAGGGGCCAGAGUUUGAGAAGCACUUUGGCAUAUUCAACCUGGAUGGCAGCACUGCAUUCAGUGUCAGAUUUGCUUGAAAGAAUUCAUCUCAGUGCCCGUAACCUUUAGCUCUUGAUCUAAACUUGGAAAUUUUGUUCACAAUUUCAAUACAAUAAUGAUAAGAAUAAUUUGUGCACAUUUCUACUGUGAAUCAGAUACCAUUGUAACAAAAUAACAUGACAUUGCCUCCAAAAUACUUAAGCUAACAUCCAAAUUUGAAGUACAGAUAGUAAAAGUAGCAGAAAAAGAAACUCACUCGAACAAGAAA